Molecule: messenger RNA, 2258 nt
Organism: Pseudomassariella vexata
Lineage: Eukaryota; Fungi; Ascomycota; Sordariomycetes; Amphisphaeriales; Pseudomassariaceae
Product: glycoside hydrolase family 13 protein
Exons: 13
Coding region: 205-2091 (628 amino acids)
Biological process (GO): carbohydrate catabolic process
Molecular function (GO): calcium ion binding; starch binding; alpha-amylase activity
Source: RefSeq, a predicted model, not a curated record
CUGCUACAUGUAAUUGUCUGUUGGUAACUUGGCAGCAGUCUCUAGCAGAUGAAAAUCUGCUCUGUGUCAUGCUGACGCAAAUAUAAAAGCAGCACAUCGGACAAAGUGGUUUCGUCCUCGCAGUCGAGAUUCUCGAGUUCGGUUUGGUGCUAGCUCGUCUCCCAAAAGAUUUCACUUGUGUUACGUUGUCUCUAUACCAAGAUCAUGAAACUUGGCCAAUUAUUACCAGCCUUGUGUGCGGCCACCUGUCAUGCUCUGAGCACAGCAGAGUGGCAACAGCAGUCCAUCUAUCAGGUCGUCACUGAUCGCUUUGCACGGACCGACGGUUCCACGACUGCCUCAUGUGAAACAACGACAUAUUGCGGCGGGACAUGGAAGGGCAUUACCAAUGCCUUGGAUUACAUCCAAAGCAUGGGGUUUACUGCUGUAUGGAUUUCGCCUAUCGUAAAGAACAUAGAAGGAGACACUGGUUACGGGUAUGCCUAUCAUGGCUACUGGGCGCAAGACAUCUGGUCUCUGAACUCCAAUUUUGGAACAGAACAAGACCUGGUUGACCUUUCUUCGGCUUUACACAAACGGGGAAUGUACCUCAUGCUCGAUAUCGUCACCAAUCACUUGGGUUAUAAUGGCUGCAGUACCUGCGUCGACUAUUCCAUCUUCAACCCCUUUUCAUCCUCGUCGUACUUCCACCCUUAUUGUGCCAUCAACUACAGUGACGAGAACUCGGUGCGCAAUUGCUGGCAAGGCGACAACAUCGUCAGUCUGCCGGAUCUACGGACCGAGGAUGACGCUGUGCGGGAUAUUUGGAAUGACUGGAUUAAGAAAAUAGUAUCCAAAUAUUACGCCGACGGACUCCGCAUUGACAGUAUGAAACACAUUGAAUACGACUUCUUCCCGGACUUUGAGGGUGCUUCGGGCGUGUUCAAUCUGGGAGAGGUUUACGAAGGCAAUCCCAACAACAUCUAUCCGUGGUUGAAUUAUACGAGCGGGGUCCUGAACUAUCCAGCCUACUAUUGGAUCACGCGUGCUUUUCAGUCGACUUCUGCCACAAUGACUGAGCUUGUCGACGGAAUCAACGAUAUAAAAGCCUCAAUAAAAACCAGCACUCUCGGGUCAUUUCUAGAGAAUCACGACCAGGUGCGGUUCCCGCAUUGGACAAAUGACAUGGCCUUGGCCAAGAACGCGAUCGCUUUUACCAUGCUUAUGGAUGGCAUCCCGAUCAUCUACCAAGGCCAGGAGCAGCACUUCUCAGGUGGCGAAAUCCCCGCAAAUCGUGAGGCGUUGUGGACGUCUGGGUAUAGCAAGACCGCAGAACUAUAUAUCUGGAUCACCAAAGUGAAUAGUAUGCGAGCGCAGGCGAUUGCCAAAGACAACAGCUACACCACUUACCAGGCGGACCCCAUAUACUCCGACUCGCAUACCAUCGUCCUGCGCAAGGGCUCCACUGGCUCUCAGGUGGUAUCCGUGUUCACGAACAUCGGUGCCAGCGGCAGUAGCUACACCGUCAGUCUCUCUGCGAGUGCCACCGGCUUCACUGCUAGUCAGUCGCUCGUCGAAGUCAUGAGUUGUGCCGCUUACACCACGGAUUCAAGUGGCGAUCUAAAUUUUCAAAUGGGCUCCACGGCGAAGAUCUUCUACCUGAGUGCGAAACUUGACGGCAGUAAAAUAUGCGAUACCGUCACUGACCCAGGAACGACUACAACGGGGCCAACGCAGACGACAACGAUGGAAACUACCACUCGCACAUCUACUACGGGAACAGCAUGCGCAACCUCGACAGCAGUAGCUGUUACAUUCGAAGAACUUGCCUCGACAUCGUAUGGGGAGACUAUAGAACUAGUCGGUAACAUUACCGCCCUGGGAAACUGGGAUUCGAGCAACGCCGUGGCUUUAAGUGCCACCCAGUAUACAGACAGUCACCCCCUCUGGACCAAAACCAUUAAUUUUUCACCAGGGACGGCAAUACAGUACAAGUACGUGAAAGUGGAUGGCUCUGGGAGCGUGAGCUGGGAGGAUGAUCCGAAUCACACCUAUACCGUCCCCGGGGUUUGUGAGACGGCCACGACGGUUUCAGAUACUUGGCAGAGUUGAAGUGGGUUAGCGAGUUUCUUUUCUGUCAGUUCAUAUGUUAUGCAGGAUGCAGCUCUGGCUUGAUCGCUGAGCAUGAGUUCGUUGUUGUUCAUAAACACAUACUUGAGUGGGGAGAGUUGGAAGCGCUACACUCAUGUAGGUUACGCAAGACAUAAAGUAAAUCAAAG